AUUGAACUCACUAUGUGGAAGCUGACCUUGAAAUUGUGAUCUUCGUGACUCAGCUUCUAGGUUAAAGAGGAGGUGGCCAAGUUGGAGAAGCACUUGAUGCUUCUCCGACAAGAGUAUGUCAAGCUUCAGAAGAAACUGGCAGAGACAGAGAAGAGAUGCACUCUUUUGGCCGCACAAGCGAACAAGGAAAGCAGCAGUGAGUCGUUCAUCAGCCGCUUGCUGACAAUAGUGGCUGACCUCUAUGAGCAGGAGCAGUACAGUGAUCUGAAGAUCAAGGUUGGGGGCAGGCACAUUAGUGCUCACAAAUUUGUCCUGGCAGCCCGCAGUGACAGCUGGAGUUUGGUCAACUUGUCUUCCACUGAGGAGCUGGACCUGUCAGAUGCUAAUCCUGAGGUGACAAUGACAAUGCUUCGCUGGAUCUAUACGGAUGAAUUGGAAUUCAGGGAGGAUGAUGUGUUCCUGACUGAAUUGAUGAAACUAGCAAAUCGGUUUCAACUACAGCUCCUUAGGGAGAGAUGUGAGAAGGGCGUUAUGUCUCUGGUGAAUGUUAGGAACUGCAUUCGCUUCUAUCAGACUGCGGAGGAACUAAAUGCCAGCACACUGAUGAACUACUGUGCAGAAAUUAUUGCAAGUCACUGGGAUGAUUUACGAAAGGAGGACUUCAGUAGCAUGAGUGCUCAAUUGUUAUACAAAAUGAUCAAAUCCAAGACAGAAUACCCAUUACAUAAAGCUAUCAAAGUGGAAAGAGAAGACGUGGUCUUCCUUUAUCUGAUUGAAAUGGAUUCACAGCUCCCAGGGAAGCUGAACGAAGUGGAUCAUAACGGAGACCUUGCAUUAGAUCUAGCACUUUCACGACGACUAGAGAGUAUUGCCACCACGCUGGUUACUCAUAAAGCAGAUGUAGACAUGGUAGACAAGAAUGGCUGGAGCUUGUUACAUAAAGGCAUCCAAAGAGGAGAUGUCUUCGCUUCUACUUUCCUUAUUAAGAAUGGGGCCCUUGUCAAUGCUGCUACAUUAGGGGCACAGGAGACACCAUUACACCUUGUGGCAUUGUAUAGUUCAAAGAAACACCCAUCAGAGACGAUGUCUGAGAUGGCACAGAUUGCAGAGGCCCUUCUGCAGGCUGGUGCAAACCCCAACAUGCAGGACAACAAGGGCAGGACACCUUUACACUUGUCCAUUAUGGCCAGGAACGAAUAUGUAUUUAAUCAGCUGCUGCAGUGUAAACAAUUAGAUUUAGAACUGAAAGAUCAUGAGGGCAGCACAGCUCUGUGGCUUGCGGUACAGUACAUCACAGUGACUUCAGACCAGUCUGUAAACCCGUUUGAAGACCUCCCUGUGGUAAAUGGGACUUCGUUUGAUGAAAACAGCUUUGCAGCCAGACUCAUUCAGUGUGGCAGCAACACUGAUGCACCUGAUACAGUGACAGGAAAUUGUUUACUACAGCGGGCAGCUGGAGCAGGAAAUGAGGCAGCGGCUCUUUUCCUGGCAACCAAUGGUGCCCACGUCAACCACAAAAACAAGUGGGGAGAGACUCCAUUGCACACGGCUUGUCGGCAUGGCCUGGCCAAUCUCACAGCAGAGCUCCUGCAGCAGGGUGCCAACCCAAACCUGCAGACGGAGGAGGCUAUGCCUUUGUCAAAGUCAGCUGUGUCCCUGACCAACUCCAUGGACAAUGUCUAUCUGCAGACGCCACUGCACAUGGCAAUUGCCUACAGUCAUCCAGAUGUGGUGUCCAUCAUUCUUGAGCAAAAAGCCAAUGCUCUUCAUGCUAUCAACAACUUGCAAAUUAUACCGGACUUUAGCCUCAAGGAUUCCCGAGACCAGACUGUGCUGGGCCUGGCAUUAUGGACUGGCAUGCACACGAUUGCAGCCCAGCUGCUGGGCUCCGGGGCUUCCAUCAAUGACACCAUGUCAGAUGGGCAGACUCUGCUGCACAUGGCCAUCCAGCGGCAAGACAGCAAGAGUGCGCUCUUCCUCUUGGAACAUCAGGCAGAUAUAAACAUCAGCAGGACUCAAGAUGGGGAGACUGCCCUUCAGCUGGCCAUCAGAAAUCAGCUUCCGCUGGUGGUUGAUGCCAUAUGCACCCGAGGAGCUGACAUGUCUGUUUCAGACGAGAAAGGGAACCCCCCACUGUGGCUUGCAUUGGCAAAUAAUCUGGAAGACAUCGCAUCCACUCUGGUCAGACAUGGUUGUGAUGCCACAUGCUGGGGUCCAGGACCUAGCGGGUGCCUUCAAACCCUCUUGCAUAGAGCCAUUGAUGAAAACAAUGAGUCCACUGCCUGCUUUCUUAUUCGCAGUGGCUGUGAUGUGAAUAGUCCCAGACAACCAGGUGCUGAGGGAGAAGGAGAGGAAGAGGCCAGAGAUGGGCAGACCCCUUUGCAUUUGGCAGCCUCAUGGGGGCUGGAAGAAACAGUGCAGUGUCUUUUGGAAUUUGGCGCCAAUGUAAAUGCACAGGAUGCAGAAGGAAGAACACCUGUCCAUGUGGCCAUCAGCAACCAACACAGUGUCAUCAUUCAGUUGUUGAUUUCUCACCCUGAUAUCCACUUGAACGUACGAGACAGACAAGGACUGACUCCAUUUGCCUGCGCCAUGACGUAUAAGAACAACAAGGCAGCCGAGGCCAUUCUAAAACGCGAGCCUGGGGCUGCUGAGCAGGUGGAUAACAAGGGCCGGAAUUUUCUUCAUGUGGCAGUUCAGAACUCUGAUAUUGAAAGUGUCCUAUUCCUAAUCAGUGUCCAGGCUAAUGUGAAUUCCAGAGUCCAGGAUGCUUCCAAGUUGACUCCUUUGCACCUCGCUGUCCAAGCAGGCUCAGAGAUUAUUGUCCGCAAUUUGCUUCUUGCAGGAGCCAAGGUGAAUGAAUUAACGAAGCACCGUCAGACUGCCCUCCAUCUUGCUGCCCAGCAGGACCUGCCGACCAUCUGCUCAGUCCUCCUAGAGAAUGCAGUGGACUUUGCUGCUGUGGAUGAGAAUGGAAAUAAUGCUCUUCAUCUUGCUAUCAUGCAUGGUCGGCUCAACAAUAUCCGGGUUCUCCUGACAGAGUGCACAGUGGACGCUGAAGCCUUUAAUCUGAGAGGCCAGUCACCACUGCACAUUUUGGGACAGUAUGGCAAAGAGAAUGCAGCAGCCAUCUUUGAUCUCUUCUUAGAGUGCAUGCCUGAGUAUCCUCUAGAUAAGCCGGAUGCAGAAGGAAACACAGUGUUGCUUUUAGCAUACAUGAAAGGGAAUGCCAACUUGUGCCGUGCCAUUGUCCGAUCUGGGGCUCGCCUGGGAGUGAAUAAUAACCAAGGAGUCAACAUUUUCAAUUACCAGGUUGCCACCAAGCAACUUCUAUUUAGACUACUAGAUAUGCUGUCUAAGGAGCCUCCAUGGUGUGAUGGCUCCAACUGCUAUGAAUGCACUGCCAAAUUUGGAGUUACAACUCGCAAACAUCACUGUCGUCACUGCGGACGUCUUCUUUGCCAUAAAUGCUCAACCAAGGAGAUUCCUAUCAUAAAGUUUGAUCUGAACAAACCUGUGCGAGUUUGCAACAUUUGCUUUGAUGUACUGACUCUGGGUGGGGUCUCUUAGUGAGUCCCAAAGAGGGUCCAGGCCACAUCUCCUGUCAUCUUCUAAGUAGCUGCUCUUCUCACCAGCCUGACCCCAACCCAGAGCCGAGCUGGCAGUCUUCCUGCACCAAGAGACUGGAAUAAUUAAGGACCAUGGUGUGAUUCCCAUUUCAAAUGAUGCUGUGUGAUUGUGAGUGUGUCAGGCUGUGAUCAGUUUCAUUAAUGUCUCACUAACUGGACCAGGCCAUUUAGCUUAAGUGGUAAAUGUGAUAGAGUUAGAUCCAUUCUGCUAGCAGCAUACAAGGACACUUUGAAACCAUUUUUUCGUCCAGUAGCUUAGUAGUAUCCAUCUCAGAGCAUUCAUGCAGUCUUCCUGCUUGGGCUGACUCACGAGGCAGAGCCUAACAGAGCUGAAAGCUGGCUCCCUAAUGGGAGCUUUACUCUAGGGUGAUUGGCUGUGGACUUUUCUGCGGUGACUUCAUAAAUAGGAUCCUCUUGCCCAUAAGUCUUCUUUUUUUUUUUAAGCUAAGGUGUAUUUUUAAUGAGCUAUCCCUUUUUAAAAGGUGAAAUCUUUCUAAACAGGGUUCAAAGAUGAGAGCUGAAAAAUCGUGGCCUUAACAACCGAAAGCUUUACCAGUGUUCAUGCUGCUGAGGUGUCAGGAGUGCGGGGUGGCAGCUUGAUUCCUCCUAGCAGCUGUCUCAUUCUCUCGUCUUGCUGCGUCCUGUCUGUGGAGUCUUCAGUUACUCUGCCACUAGAGUGGUGGAGGAAAUGCACUUUGAUUGUGCUGCACUUUUUAUAUAGCUGCGUUACUGGUGAUUUCGAUUUAAAAAUCUAUAUUCAAAAAUACCCUCAGUCAUCCUUGCAUCAGUGAUUCUAAUGUUCAGCUUUGGCUUAGCCCUACACUAGUGCUACACUAGUGCUGAAUGUAUGUUGGCGUAAGAGAUUCAUACAGGCCAAGUAAUGAGAAGAGGGAUCAGCAGGACUUCAACCCCAGAGGCAUCUCCAGCUUCAAGACAGCAGGUCCUAUGUCCGAGAUGCCCCUGCUUCUCUCGGAAACCUCCCCUGGUUAUGCUGUGAGUUGUGUAGCUUUCCCUGUUCAUGAGGGCCAACAGUCAAAGGCCCUGGCCAAGAGUGUAUAACUGGUUUUGGAAGGCUCUGGCUUGCACAUUGAAUGAGGCCUCCUGAACUUAUUUGGCCUUAGUCGCUGCUAGUACCUAUAUUAACCCUGAGAUAUUAAACUUUUCUUUGGAAAGUUUGGCCAGUUUUCAAAAUAUGCAUGGUGAAAGAGAAACUUGUACCAUUGCUUUUUAAAACACCAAAUUCAGAGAUGAACAAUAUGUACUAGUUAUACUCAGAGAUUAACGGUCUCAAACAUAUGUACUAAUUUUCUAGAUAUUUAAUAACCACUACAUUUUUUGCAUUAACAAAAUAUGGAUAACGAUAUAUGUGUAAAGGGACUAAUUUUUUUAAAAUUCAACAGCCUGUUUUCUUUUUUGAAUAGUGAUAAUGUCCUCUAUGUUGCUGUAGAUUAUACAUUCUCUUGCCUAAAUGUGUGUAAAAUGCGCUGAUAAACCGGAGUGCUACUUUUUAAAGAUAUUUCUGUGAUUUAUAAGAUAUAUGCUAUGUUAAUAUGAGCUUGUGCAGAGUGUUUAAAAGAAAAAAAAAAAAAAAAGAAGAGGCAUUUCCCCGUCCCCUAGUCUGUGACAUGUUUCAUAUGGAAGUUUUACAGGAAAACUCAACAAAGUCUUGACAAAUGACCAUGUGAAGCAUUGAGGCCAGUUUCUGUUUUUUGUUGCCUGAAAAGGGUCACAAAAACACAGGGCUUAGGUAGCUUAAUUCUUUAAUCAGAAAAGAUAAUUAUGAUUCAAGAUGAAUUGAGAUGGACGGUACACACUUUGUUCUUUAAAGACUGUUCACAGUGGACUGGGUAGGAUGGGGUUCAGUCAGGGAUGAGGCUGAUCUGCCCUUGCCCUGCCAGACCAGUUUCAAUAGCAAUCUUGCCUGUUAUUGUACUGAAAAUCUUAAGAUCAUGUUUAAAAUAUGUUGAUUCAAGCUUCUCUUUGUACUGCCCAGCCAUGGAUUCGGGGAACAUUUUUUUGAGUUCUGCAUUGGUAUAUGCAUGUAGAUAAGGAAUGAGCAUCUUUCUGCAGUC
Fukomys damarensis (Damara mole-rat) is the source of this 5701-nucleotide messenger RNA. RefSeq names its product ankyrin repeat and FYVE domain containing 1 (gene Ankfy1). Gene Ontology annotation, biological process: Golgi to lysosome transport; retrograde transport, endosome to Golgi. Gene Ontology annotation, molecular function: small GTPase binding; metal ion binding. Lineage: Eukaryota; Metazoa; Chordata; Mammalia; Rodentia; Bathyergidae. Bases 97 to 3570 code for a protein of 1157 amino acids. Gene Ontology annotation, cellular component: endosome membrane; cytoplasm. The transcript has 25 exons. The record is from RefSeq and is a predicted model, not a curated record.